AUGGUAGCUGCUAAAUCGUGUGUCAUCCCGAUUUGGUUCCAUGAAUAUAAAAGCACACAAGCAGCAACUCAAGUUCCACCAAGCAACGAGUCAACUGGACAGGUGUCACAGCAAUGCCCCACCAAUGUUACCAAAUCAGUGUCUGUACAGGUGAAUGCCAUGACCAACCUCUCCUGCUUUACUCACUCAAUAAAGGAUCUUAUAAUGACAACAUGGGAAAUACUCCUCAGAGACAAAACUCCUUGUAUCAUAGCUUACAGAGAAGACAAGAAUGAAACCAAGGAAACCAACUGCUCUGGUGAAGGAAUAACCUGGGAAUCUAGACCAGAGUGGAACCACACACUUCGGAUAGGCCCAGUGACCAUUGAUAAUGAUGGAUCUUAUAAAUGUGUUUUUGUAACCACUGCUGGGAAUUUCCAAACUGUCUAUCACCUCAGUGUAUUAGUGCCCCCUGCAGUAACCCUGUCUGAAGAGGGGGAUGGUACUGUUGUGUGCAAGGCUGUUGCUGGGAAGCCAGCUGCCCAGAUCUUCUGGGUCCCAAAGGGAGAUUGCUUCACUGUGAAUGAAACUCAUCAUAAUAGGACAGUGACUGUGAAAAGUACCUGUACCUGGAAGGGCUUCAAUGAGUCUAGUGCCACCUGCUUCAUUUCCCAUGUGACUGGGAGCAGGAAUAUGUCCAUAGAACAUCAACCUCAUAGUUCCAGAGAAUUAGGAGUUUCAUUGAUCCUUGGGACUAUGGAAUUUUCCAUUUUGGGGGGUGUUCUGAGCUUUGGAGAAUGUCUUAAGGAAGAUCAGUGGUGGCAGGUAACAAUUCAUUGAUUAAAAUUUAUAAUGCUCAAAGCACUUUUACAACACACACACAAAAUCCUCUUAAGGUACUUAAAUUUAUUACUUACUAGAAGAGGUUGUCAAAAUAUUUUUUCGUCUUUUGAAAGCUUUAUUGAAAACUGAAGGCGAGACACUGAGGGGGUUAGGGUGUAGGUGGUAUCUCUCACUCAGAGUCUGUUUCCUGAAGCAGAUGCGUUAAAAAUA
Molecule: messenger RNA, 1032 nt
Organism: Phascolarctos cinereus (koala)
Lineage: Eukaryota; Metazoa; Chordata; Mammalia; Diprotodontia; Phascolarctidae
Product: cell surface glycoprotein CD200 receptor 1-like
Biological process (GO): regulation of neuroinflammatory response
Cellular component (GO): external side of plasma membrane
Molecular function (GO): signaling receptor activity
Source: RefSeq, a predicted model, not a curated record